This is a messenger RNA of Drosophila novamexicana, 719 nucleotides long. RefSeq names its product AP-2 complex subunit sigma (gene AP-2sigma). NCBI's taxonomy places the organism in Eukaryota, Metazoa, Arthropoda, Insecta, Diptera, Drosophilidae. The transcript has 3 exons. The record is from RefSeq and is a predicted model, not a curated record. Gene Ontology annotation, cellular component: membrane coat; AP-2 adaptor complex; intracellular membrane-bounded organelle. Gene Ontology annotation, biological process: intracellular protein transport; clathrin-dependent endocytosis. Bases 105 to 533 code for a protein of 142 amino acids. Gene Ontology annotation, molecular function: clathrin-cargo adaptor activity.
GUGAUACACAUUUGUUCAUAAUCAGUUUUUUCGCUGUGUUCAUAGCUGAAAAUUGUAAAUAGCCGAGUAAUUACUUAAGUAAUUACCCACACACAUACUGUAAAAUGAUACGAUUUAUACUCAUACAAAACCGUGCGGGCAAAACUCGCUUGGCCAAGUGGUAUAUGAACUUUGAUGACGACGAAAAACAAAAAUUAAUUGAAGAAGUGCACGCCGUAGUCACCGUGCGCGAUGCCAAGCACACCAACUUUGUAGAGUUUCGCAAUUUCAAAAUUGUGUACAGACGCUAUGCGGGUCUUUACUUUUGCAUCUGCGUGGACGUCAACGACAAUAAUCUGUGCUAUCUGGAGGCCAUACAUAAUUUUGUUGAGGUGCUGAACGAGUACUUCCAUAAUGUGUGCGAGCUGGAUCUCGUCUUUAAUUUCUACAAAGUGUAUAGUGUGGUCGACGAGAUGUUCUUGGCUGGCGAGAUACGCGAAACCUCACAGACAAAAGUGCUCAAACAGCUGCUAACGUUGAACUCAUUGGAAUAGUGGAAACGCAGGCAUAUCCACCCACUAAAACGAUGCAUUCCCCCAUAGCCCGCUUAUCGAAUCCUCAUAUAAUAUUAUGUACUAUUUAUCUACAUGUGUUCUAUAUGCAAGCAAAACAACUCUAAAAUGUUAAAUGAUGUGUUUAGAAUCAAAUAAUUUAUGAUAAGAGAUUAUUGCAAAUGCAUA